Molecule: messenger RNA, 761 nt
Organism: Medioppia subpectinata
Lineage: Eukaryota; Metazoa; Arthropoda; Arachnida; Sarcoptiformes; Oppiidae
Source: the annotation of a GenBank genome assembly
UGUAUAGACUGUACUGUAUUGGGCGGUGAGGAGUGAGUGUUUGUGUUGUGAGCAUUGGUUUAGUCUCUCAUUGAAUGCAUUAAUGCAUUGAUCACUAAAAUAGAGACAAACGUUAACGUCAUUCACACCACACUCUCAGACAUGUAUUUCAUUGAUUGUAUCCAACAUUGAAUGGAUGUGUGAUUUAGUGGACACUAAUUGUCAAACCAUUGAAUAUAGUAUUUGAUGAGUGAAUGUGUUGUCAGUUUGUAUGGCAUUUGUUGACCGGUUUUUGCAUUCAUUUCUCACUGUAUUAUACAUUGAGAGCCAUUGAGGAGUGAAUUGAUCGCCAUUUUGGCAGACAUUCACUCAAUGAAAGACAUUCACAGCACUUAAGCUUUAGUUUAAUGCAAAUCUGGUUUUAUUUUAAUAAUAAUAAUAAUAAUUAACGAAUUGGUGUUGAAGUGAACGGUCAACCUAUCCGUCGAUAAUAACAAUUUGUGGCAAUAAUUGUGUUAAUUAUAUGGGAGUUCAUUAAAUAGCGAUCAACUAAUUGUACACUAAAUGAACGCUAAAUCGGAUUAAAAGCACAACUCAUUAGUGAUAAGAAGUGACGGAUAUAUUGUUUGACAAAGAAGUGACGACACGACACGAUUGAGGAUAUAAUGCAUGCACAGGGAAGAGGCUCUGCGGGCACUAACGGCUCGGGUGUCCUAAUGGUUGGCCCGAACUUCAAAGUGGGCAAAAAGAUAGGCAGCGGUAACUUCGGUGAACUCAGAUUA